CUUUAUGAAAUGACGCCAAUGAUAGACUGUUUAAUCACUUUGAUACACUAAUCAGAGCGAGUUACGAAUGUUGGCAAGCGUCACGCGCCGUUUUUAUUCUGGUUAGCUUUUAUUGUGUGGUUAAAGCCACCCGUCAUCAUGAACUGGACCUCUGUUUCUGAAUUGACCUCAUUUUAGAAUGGGCGAGAACGAGCAUUGAUGUAACCUACAGUUCCUCAAGCAAGUGAAGAACAUAAAUUGAAGUAUGGCAAAACAUGCUGUCAACUCCCAAAUCAGAUAUUGGAUGUUCCAUAUCUCUCCAUUGGGAGCUUGCAUCUUGGUCCCCCCCGCAUUUAUCAUGACUGGGCCACCGUGAGUUGGCCCACCUCAUUGUGACGACAAAUAUAAAUGGGUGUCUGAGUGGCGGCAGCGUCAUAUGGUGUCAGUCUCAUCUGACUGGAGUUCGAGGAGCGGCAAUUGGAAGAAAUACUGACUUGAAAGAGGAACACGAUGGGAGACCUAAUCCAGUUAAAAGAUGAGGGAAACAAACAUUUCCAAGCGGGAGAUAUUGACAAGGCGAUUGAGUGUUACACCAAAGCAAUCAGUCUGUGUCAGGACAAGAAAGUGCUGGCUGUUAUUCACCGAAACAGAGCUGCCUGCUAUUUGAAAAAGGAAAAGUAUUCCAGUGCAGCCUCGGAUGCAUCCAAAGCCAUUGAUGUUGAUGCGGCUGACAUUAAAGCCUUGUACCGGCGCUGCCAAGCUCUGGAGAAGCUUGGAAAACUCGACAUGGCGUUCAAAGAUGUACAGAGAUGUGCCACCAUUGAACCCAAAAACAAAACUUUCCUGGAGACUCUCCGGAGGCUGGGGGCUGAAAUCCAGAGCAAGCUCAAAACAACAUUCUCCACAGAUUCAAGGGUACAAAACAUGUUUGAUAUUCUCCUUGAUGAAGAACCGGAAAAAGACAAGAAGGAAAAGGCUGCCAACAACCUGAUCGUACUGUCCAGAGAGGAUGCAGGAGCAGAGAGAAUCUUCCAGAAUAAUGGCGUACCUUUGCUCCUCAACAUGAUUGAGACAGGAAAACCAGAGAUGGUCCUCGCCGCUAUUCGUACUCUUUCGGGAAUGUGCACAGGACACAAAGCUCGUACGAUGGCCAUUAUUCACAUGGUGGGCAUUGAUAAAUUGUGCAGCAUUAUGGCGCUUGAGAAUGAGGAGAUUGCUCUGGCAACCUGCAAUCUCUUCCAAUGCAUCAAUGACUCCCUCACGGGUGGCGAUAAAAGAGAAUAUGGGAAAGAAGAGUCCUUGGUUUUAGAUGCCUCGAAAGAUCUGAAGACUAUUCUCCUGUCUUUGCUGGAAAUGGUUGGCAGUAAAAAGGUUUCCGGCCAUGGCAGAGACCAGGCGCUGAACCUCCUGAGCAAGAACGUCCCUCGCAAAGGAAAAAAAGAGCCAAACAACUCAAGGACCCUCUUCACCGUUGAUCACGGUCUGAAGAAGAUCCUCAAGGUGUGCGGUCAGGUUCCUGAACUACCCGACCAGUUGCCCUUGACUGAGAACACUCAGUUGAUUGCCAGCGUACUCCUCAACCGGCUCUAUGAUGACUUCACGUGUGACCCAGAGAGAAACAACUUCAGGGAUAUUUGUGAUGAGUACAUAAAAUCUAAAAUUGACCCUAACGACAUGGACAAAACAAUCCACGCCAUCAACGUGAUCUCGGGGCUUCUGCAAGGUCCGUUUGAGGUUGGGAACGCCUUGGUCGGAAGGCAAGGCAUCAUGGAGAUGAUGGUCGCGCUGUGCGGCUCUGAACGCGAGGUGGACCAGAUGGUCGCAGUGGAGGCGCUCAUCCAUGCCUCGACAAAGAUGAACCGCGCCAGCUUCAUCAUCACCAAUGGUGUGUCCAUGCUUAAGGACAUCUAUAAGAAGACCAAAAACGAGAAGAUUAAAAUACGCUCGCUGGUGGGUCUCUGCAAACUGGGCUCAGCCGGAGGUGAUGACUACAGUUUAAGACAAUUUGCUGAGGGCUCCACUGAGAAGUUAGCCAAGCAGUGCAGAAAGUGGCUUUGCAAUCCUAUGAUUGAUACCAAAACAAGGAAAUGGGCUGUCGAGGGUUUGGCUUACCUAACUAACGAUGCCGAUGUCAAAGAUGACUUUGUUGAGGAUGAGCAAGCAUUGAAAGCCAUGUUUGAAUUGGCCAAGUCUCAAGAUAAGACCAUCAUAUACGCAGUUGCCUGCACCUUGGUUAACUGCACCAACACCUAUGAGAAGAAAGAGAUCAUCCCCGAGCUGGUACAGUUGGCAAAGUUCUCCAAACAGCACGUGCCUGAGCAACACCCCAAGGACAAGAAGGACUUCAUUGAGAAGAGAGUGAAGCGACUUCUCAAGGCCGGAGUCACAUCUGCCCUCGCUGUAAUGGUCAAAGCAGACAGUUCCAUUCUGACGGACCAGACCAAGGAGAUGCUUUCAAGGGUUUUCUUGGCAUUGACGGAGGACCCCAAAGAUCGUGGUAUCAUUAUUGCCCACGGUGGAGGAAAGGCGUUGAUCCCUCUGGCUCUGGAAGGCACAGAGGCUGGAAAAGUGAAGGCCUCUCACGCACUCGCCAAAAUUGCAUCCAUUUCAAACCCAGAGAUCGCCUUUCCCGGUGAACGAGUGUAUGAGGUGGUGAGGCCCUUAGUCAACCUUCUUCACGCAGACAGAGAUGGGAUCCAAAAUUUCGAGGCUCUUCGAGGCCUCACCAACUUCGCUGGUUUCAGUGAAAAACUAAGGACAAAGAUCGUGAAAGAAAAUGCGCUACCCGAUAUUGAGAGCUACAUGUUUGAGGAGCAUGAGCAGAUCAGACAAGCUGCCACUGAAUGCAUGUGCAAUCUUGUGACAUGUAAAGAUGUCCAAGAGCGCUACCUGGAGGACGGUAAUGAUAAACUAAAGCUGCUGGUACUACUUUGCGGGGAAGAUGAUGACAAGCUUCAGAUCGCCGCAGCCGGAGCGUUGGCUAUGCUGACUGCUGCUCAGAAGAAGCUCUGCACCAAGAUUACUCUUGUGACCGCCCAGUGGCUUGAGAUCCUACAGAGAUUGUGUCUACACACCAACCCAAUGAUCCAGCACCGCGGCCUCGUGACGGUGAACAACAUGCUCAAUUCGGACAAUGGUGAGCUGGCCAAGAAACUCAUUGAGAGUGAGUUGCUGGAAAUCAUGUCGGUGAUCGGCAAAGCAGCAGACAAUCCCAAGAGGCAGGAUGCCAUCGACACGGCACGGUUAUGUCUGGUCAAAGCUAUGGACCUGGGUCUCAUUAAACCCUUUUCCACUCCUUCUUAAACGCUGGCCAUAAACACAGCCGCGGCAGUAGACGUUCUUCCUUCUUUCUUUUGUUUGUUUUGAACAGAUUUUUCCACAGAGAGAUUAUCACUUAAUGAUUGAUAUCGCUGAAUAUUGCGUAAUAUUAUUAACAAGAGCACACAAGGCACAGAGCUCUGCUGAUGUUUAAACAUUUAUCACCUUCAAAAUCACAGUAACACCUGAUUUUAAUUUUAUUUUAGUUUUUGUUCUUUUGGAUUCAGAAGUUCAGGAUAUUACAAUGUUAACUUGUUUACCUUGUGACUGAAUGGUUUACCUACAUAGGAUCUCUGAGAAUAUAAAAUAAUUACAUAAUCUAUGUUUUAAUGUGCUUGAAUUGUGUUCAAUCCCAUAAACUUCUCUCAUGUGACUACUACAUGUAAUUAUUUGAAUGAUCUAAAACAAUUAAAAGUUUGUUCUUUU
Hippocampus zosterae (dwarf seahorse) is the source of this 3723-nucleotide messenger RNA. It is a transcript of the gene unc45b, whose product is annotated as unc-45 myosin chaperone B. Gene Ontology annotation, molecular function: Hsp90 protein binding. The transcript has 22 exons. The record is from RefSeq and is a predicted model, not a curated record. Lineage: Eukaryota; Metazoa; Chordata; Actinopteri; Syngnathiformes; Syngnathidae. The coding region runs from base 490 to 3282 and encodes 930 amino acids.